This is a messenger RNA of Esox lucius (northern pike), 3140 nucleotides long. Its product is annotated as semaphorin-4A. The record is from RefSeq and is a predicted model, not a curated record. Gene Ontology annotation, biological process: neural crest cell migration; semaphorin-plexin signaling pathway; positive regulation of cell migration. The coding region runs from base 33 to 2288 and encodes 751 amino acids. Lineage: Eukaryota; Metazoa; Chordata; Actinopteri; Esociformes; Esocidae. The transcript is spliced from 14 exons. Gene Ontology annotation, molecular function: chemorepellent activity; semaphorin receptor binding.
CCUCUUACUGUUGGGUUAAGAGCACUUCCAUCAUGGUACAUGUGAACUUUGCCGGCAGUCUAUCUGCUCUACUGGGGCUUCUCCUGACCAACUCCCUGGGGUUGGAACCUUCACGGAUAUCUUUCCCCCUCGAAAGUCCAGGGAGACCUCUUCUAUUCUUCAGCAAGCCAGGCAUUAAACACACCACCACAAUGUUGUUAAGCGAUGAUGGAUGCACUCUGUUCAUAGGGGCACAAGAUGUCCUGCUCUCAUUGGAUGUCAGCCAGCCCAAUGUCAUUACUAUGAAGACCAAGAUGGUGUGGAAGCCAUCUCCAGCUGAUCUUGAUAUUUGUACACAGAAGGGCAAGACACGAAUGACAGACUGCCCCAACUUUGUGCGAGUGCUGCUACCCAUCAAUUCCACCCACUUGUAUGCCUGCGGAACGUUUGCCUACAAUCCCCAUGAUUCCUACAUUGACACACACACUCUCACCAUGGCAAAAAUCCCAAGCAACUUAAAUGAUGCAAGAGGCCGAUGUCCGUUUAACCCAUAUCAAAGAAACACAGCCAUUGUUGUUGGUGGUGAGCUUUUCACAGGCACUACACAUGAUUUCUUGGGUAGGACGCCAAUAAUCUCCCGCCAUCUCAGUAAAGAUGGUCGUCCAGACGUUAGCCAGGACACUUCAGUCACCUUGGAUGAUCCCAUUUUUGUCAGUUCUGCAUCUGACCCUAGCGAGGGGAAGGUAUACUUCUUCUUCAGUGAAGCGAGUGAACACAGAUUUCUGGAUGACUUCAGAGUGUCACGGGUUGCCCAGGUCUGCAAGGAUGACAUUGGUGGAAAGCGCAUUCUGCAAAAACGCUGGACUUCGUUUGCUAAGGCUGAACUCCUCUGUAAGCCUCCCAAAGAGCUGCCAUUCAAUAUCAUCGAGGACGUGUUCACCUUUGCUCCAUCAGAGGGCGACUCAACACAAGAUAUUUUUUUCUAUGGUGUCUUCACAUCCCAGUGGGACAUCAAAGAUGUAUUUACUGGGAAUUACAAGAUAUUCAAAGAAAACCAAUGGAGUGAUCGUAUUGACAAGAAAAGCAACAUAGGCAAGUGUGGGUUGGAUAACGCCUCAGACACCACACUAAUGGCAGUUAGGGAAAGUUUCCUUGCCAGUAGAAGUGUGCGUCCAAGAGGUGGUGUACCAGUCAUCAUCUCUCCCAACCAACGCUACAGUAGGGUUGCGGCACUGCAAACACAAGCUGCCAAUGGUCAAGUCUACAACAUACUCUUCCUGCUUAGUGAGUCUGGGUUUCUCCACAAGGUUGUGCUCUUGGAAAAAGGUCCUCACAUCAUAGAAGAGGUCCAAGUAUUCAGACAACCACAACUGGUGAAAAACAUCAUUCUCUCCAACUCCAAGGGUGUACUUUUUGUGGGGACCUCUGAAGGGGUGACCCAGGUGCCUGUGUCCCAGUGCAAUUCUUACAAGAGCUGUGCCCAAUGUGUUCUGGCACGAGACCCCCUUUGUGGCUGGGACCCUGCCAGUGGUCGCUGUGCUCGUGUGUCCGCCACUUCAGACAGUGUAUGGCAGGAUGUGGAACAUGGCACAGCGGAAAAGACGUGUCAAGGUUCCCUCCCAGUUGCACCGCUGCCAGUGGAAGUGUACACAGAUCUAAAUGAAGUAGUGAAGUUGAAAUGUUCAAAAACCUCCAAUCUGGCAACCCUAUAUUGGAAGUCAUCCAAAGCCAGCCCUCUACCCAAACACCUCUUCUUCACCUCUAGAGACGAGGGUCUGGUCUUUCUGGCAACACCUGACACCCUUGGAAUCUACCACUGUGUCUCUGUGGAGCAGGGUUAUGAGGAGAUAGCGACUAUCUACUAUGUGAGACAGCGUGUCUCUCCUCGGAUCAUUGAUACUCAAUCAGCUGAAGUCCGGACCACCACAACCAUCCAGAGGACCACAGAGGCUAAAGACCAGAUGACCACCAUGUUGGAGAUUCCAAGAGAAACUGAGGGAGAGUUAGAUCUCAUAACAUUGGUGGAGGAUGCAGUCAUCAACACUAAAGUAGACACCACCAGCAAGAUCAGCCAGUCCUCAGACACCCAGACCAUUACAGAGAACCUAGAAGACAUGGUCAACCGCAGUGAAGCCCAAACAGCCAAGAGUUACCAUAGUGAACUGGUGGCAGUAUCGUUUCUCCUGAGUUUAUGUGUCUGUUUGCUGGGGCUGGGGCUCUUUUGGUGGAGCCAGCAGGGCAAAUGGAAGUGUGUCCCGCAGGACAUUCCAGAGGGAGCAAACAGUGCAGAAAAUGAACCCAUGAAAUGAGCCCUCUCUGUCUUGCAACAUUUUCAUAUCCCAUUCUGAAGUCGGCCGAAUAGACUACAAGAUCUCUCGAUCAAGUCUCAGUGUUGUUACUUUUUGAAGCUCAUUCUCUGUAAUUUUGUAACUGUUUCCAUUACUUCCAUUACUUCCAACAAACGUUUUUAACUGACAGGUCUAACCAUGGAAAGAUGGAAGGUGGGCAGGUGGAGAUCAGAUUAAGUUGUAACACUUAGGUGCAUGAGAAGGCAGAUAUGCUGUGUUAGCAACACACACAAUUCUGAUAAACCAGUAAAAACAUGUUCAAAUGCUCUGUAUGUACUGUGCAUCCAAAUGUAGCCAAGGGUGUCCAGGUCUGCAUCAGUCCCUCAUUGGAAGGAGAGGAUGGAAAUAUAUUUUUUACAGCCCUCCAGAACUGACAUUUGUUAAGGGAUUUCUUGAACUGAUAUAUUCUUAAUUCUAUAAAUGUAUAAAGGAAUUACUGGUUUAAGUAUUAGGUUCAUGAAAUGGUAAAUAGUCCCCAUGUUUAGAUAAGAAAAGGAACGUGGGAGAGGGGGAUCCGGUUCCUGUCUAUUUGUUUAUGGUCAUCAUUGAAUGGAAUCAGUAAAUCAUUGGGUCCUCCAUCAAUCUUUCAAUCUAUCUGUUUAAAUCAUCACUGUAUCCUUUAUUUGUCCAGGUGGUGUGUCAUUUCUUCAGUCUUGUCACAUGAAAAGAUAUACUCAAAUAUUUACAAAAAAUGUGAGGGGUAUACUCACUUUUGUGAGAUACUGUAAAUACUUUGUCAUGUCCAAGUCAUCUACUGGUUGAUUGGAAAUCUUGAUUGCAGAUCAUGUGAGUGAAAAGAUAUUAGUGUCACUG